GGACUGCACCUUGAGAAGGAGAUGUGAGGUUGGGAGCGGUGGGCACCGUCCAGGGGCUGAGGCAGGGCGGGCAGAAGGCACAUGUCUUCGUAGCCCCACACCGGCUGCGGAGCCCCGGUGACGAGUCCCUGAACCCUAUAGCCUGCCCUUUGAGGGACCAGAGGGUGACCAUAGAACCAAACCAGGAAGAGCAGGUACAUCCGUCCCGGGAAGCCAUGCCAAACCUCCCCGAGGCCUCUGCAUGGCCUCUCCAUCUGCACAGUGACCGGGACCCAGAGAGCCCCAGGAAGGGGUCCUGUCAGCCCUGGGGGCCAGGUGGGCCGUGGACAAAGCCGGAAGCAGACAGCGCGGAGGAGAAGCUGCUCCUGCGGGUGGCUGAGCAGGCCGAGCGGGCGGCCACGGAGAGAGCGUGCUGGUGGGAGACGUGGCUGCAGGAGCCAGUCACCUUUGACGAUGUGGCUGUGAAUUUCACGCAGGAAGAGUGGGUGUGUCUAGACACCAGUCAGAGGCUCCUGUACCAGAACGUCAUGGCCGAGACCUUCAGAAACCUGCUGUCCGUGGAUCUGAUCAUCAAGCUUGAGCAAGAAGAAAAGCAGUGGAGAGCCGAGCUCCCGCUCCGUCCCCCAAGUGGAGAAGGCCUCCCUUCAGGCAGUGGGAAGAAGGCACUUGAGGAAGAGACGCAGAGGCCACCAGACGACAAGGAGGCCCUGGCCUGUGGAGGGACAGGCCCAGCCUCCGUGGCCCCGGCGUCCGCACCUAGGACUCCCGAACUGCCUGCACCCCAGGCCGGGCCGCCCUUCCAGUGCCAGCUGUGUGGCCGGAGUUUCAGCAAGCGCGCCAGCCUGCUCAGCCACCAGUUCGUGCACAGUCCCCACACAACCAGCAGCUGCGGCCAGUGUGGGAAGUGCUUCCGAAACCCGAGGGAGCUCGGCUACCACAGGCGCACCCACCUCGGGGACAGGCCCUUCUGCUGCCCACUCUGUGACAAGACCUACUGCGACGCAUCGGGGCUGAGUCGCCACCGCCGCGUCCAUCUGGGUUACCGGCCCCAUUCCUGCCCCUGCUGUGGGAAGUGCUUCCGGGACCGGUCAGAGCUCAGACGCCACCAGAAGACACACCAGAACCAGGAUCGGGUGGCCGGAGAUCAGAAGCCCAUCGGGACCAUCCCAGGCACCGGAGCUCAGGAGUGCACCGACGAGAACCAGGGGUCCGGCCAGGAGCUUGUGGCUGUGACUCACGCCCUGGUGGCCAGGGCCCGAGAAGCCACGACUGGAACCCAGGGUCCUGUGGCCAAGAUGCAGCCAGGGGUUGACAGGAAGCCCGUGACUGCUGUGAGACUGUGGGCAGCAGCCAGUGCAGCCCCGGGGCCUGGGACCAGGGUGCACACGCCCAGCCCGAGAGCCCCCUGCCUGGACCCCAGGCCCCACGGCCCCCCAGCAAAGCCCUCAAGACUCAAGGUGUUCUCUUGCCCCCAUUGUCCUUUGACUUUCGGCAAGAAAGCAUGUCUCUCCAGCCACCAGCAGGCCCAUGUGUCAGGGCAGCCCCGCAGCUGCUUCCGCUGUGGCAAGUCCUUUAGCUCGUCAUUGGCGCUGGUCAGACACCAGCAGACACACUGGAGGCAGAAGACCUACCGUUGCCCAGUGUGUGAUGUCUGCUUUGGGGACAGGGACAGCCUCCUGGGUCACUGGGGGAACUCCAAAAGCUGGGACCUGUGUCUGGGCAACCUUCAGGUGUGCUGGGCCAUCCUGGGCCAGUGGCUUAGCUUCUUUCAUGAUGCCCCCCCUUUGUCAGGGAAGGAGAUGGACUUGCCCCGGGACUCGGGCUCCCAGGAGAGGGCGCGAAGGGUGGGGAGGGGACACCAGAGUGGGGAGAGCAGAUGAGCCCGGGCCUCGCUGACCGAGGUCUGCUUGUUUCUCCUACUGAUGCGCCUGCAGGGUCAGGGGGCCCCGCACGAG
Molecule: messenger RNA, 1955 nt
Organism: Enhydra lutris kenyoni (northern sea otter)
Lineage: Eukaryota; Metazoa; Chordata; Mammalia; Carnivora; Mustelidae
Product: ZFP57 zinc finger protein
Exons: 5
Coding region: 216-1880 (554 amino acids)
Biological process (GO): negative regulation of transcription by RNA polymerase II
Molecular function (GO): DNA-binding transcription repressor activity, RNA polymerase II-specific
Source: RefSeq, a predicted model, not a curated record